Molecule: messenger RNA, 1995 nt
Organism: Sphaerodactylus townsendi
Lineage: Eukaryota; Metazoa; Chordata; Lepidosauria; Squamata; Sphaerodactylidae
Product: guanylate-binding protein 1-like
Exons: 10
Coding region: 130-1812 (560 amino acids)
Molecular function (GO): GTPase activity; GTP binding
Source: RefSeq, a predicted model, not a curated record
UGCCUGAUCGAGAACAGGGACAGGAAGUUGGUGGUCCACCAGGAAGCCCUUCAGCUGCUGUCCGGAAUCCAUCAGCCGGUGGUGGUGGUAGCCAUCGUGGGCUUAUACCGGACGGGCAAGUCCUACCUCAUGAACAAACUGGCUGGCAAAAACUCAGGUUUCCCUCUGGGCUCGACGGUGCAAGCCAACACCAAGGGGAUCUGGAUGUGGUGUGUUCCCUAUCCUGGCAAACCAGACCAGACCCUUGUGCUUCUGGAUACAGAGGGCCUUGGUGAUGUGGAAAAGGGUGAUACCCAGAACGACUCCUGGAUCUUUGCUCUGGCUGUCCUCCUCAGCAGUACUCUGGUCUACAACAGCAUGGGCACCAUCGACCAGCACGCUAUGGACCAGCUCCAUUACGUGACGGAACUGACUGAGCGCAUCAAAUCCAAGUCCUCGCCUGGGGCAAACUCGGAGGCGCUAGAAGAUUCUGCGGAGUACGUUCGCUUCUUUCCAACCUUCAUCUGGGCCUUGAGGGAUUUCACGUUGCAGCUGGAGCUCGAUGGGCGGCCCUGCACUGAGGACGAAUAUCUGGAGAACGCCUUGAAGUUAAAGAAAGGUAACUUUCGUGAGGUUCAUCUCUUCAACCUGCCCCGCGAAUGCAUCCGCCUGUUCUUCCCCACUCGAAAGUGCUUCAUCUUUGACCGACCCACCAAUCGAAAGAACCUGCAUCGUCUGGAGGACAUGGAGGAGAGCGAGCUGGAACUCGAAUUUGUGCAGCAAGCUCUCCAGUUCUGUCGUCACGUUUAUAAGACAUCCAAGCCAAAGACCAUCCCCGGCGGGCAUAUUGUCACUGGGCGCUUGCUAGCAAACUUGGUGGAGACCUACGUGGACACGAUCCGCAGUGGGGGAGUGCCCUGCAUGGAGAACGCGGUGCUGGCUUUGGCUCAGAUUGAGAAUUCUGCUGCUGUGGUCGAAGCCACCGGGCGCUACGUGGAGCUGAUGGAGCAGAAGCUGGAGCUGCCCACGGAGACUCUCCAGGACCUCUUGGGGAUCCAUGCCAAAUGCGAGGAUGAGGCCCUUCAGGUCUUCAUGGCCCGGGCCUUCAAGGAUGACAAGCAGCAGUUCCAGGCUGAGCUGAUGAAAGCUCUGGAUCAGAAGAAAGAGGCGUACUGCCACAAGAAUGAACUGGAAUCCUCCAAACGCUGUCGGGCUCUGUUGGUGCAGCUUUCUGAGGAACUGGAACACAGGAUCAACAACGCCUUCUACUCCCGACCUGGUGGCUAUCAGGACUAUUUCAAUGACCUGAAGGCCAUCACGGUGAAAUACCACCAGGAAUCUGGGAAAGGAGUCAUGGCAGAUGUUGCCCUGCAGCAGUUCUUCAAGGAGAAGGAGGACGUGGGUAGAGCCAUCCUUCAAAGCGACGAAGCCCUUACGGAGAAAGAGAAGGAAGCCGCAGAUGCCAGAACAAGGGCUGAGGAAGCAGAGCGGGCGAACGAGAUCCAGCGGCAGAAGCAGGCUGAGCUGGAGGAGAAGUUGGAGGACCAGAGGCGAAGCCACGAAGCAAACAUUGAGUACCUGAAGGAGAAGAUGGAGAAAGACCAGGAGAAGAUGCUGGAAGAGCAGAACAAGGUGUUGGAGAGUAAACUCCGGGAACAACAUCUGUUGUUGGAAGCGGGAUUCCAGAAACACGCUGAUGAGCUAAAUAAACAGAUCGGCCAACUGAAAGAACAGAAUGCAAGGAUGAAGAAGCGGUCUUGGUUUUCUGGACUACUGGAUGUCGCUACGCUGUUUCUGCCAGGCAUUGUCAACAAAGUGAUAAAACGCUUCUAAUCCAGUGGGAACAGAGACUGGUCUUCAAACCUUCCUGUUUUGCUAUCCCAUUUGUUGCUGCAUCGUCCGCUUUUUUGUUUAGAACAUUGUGUUAACUUGAUGAAUGUCUUGAGGUAAAGAACUGAUCUAAUUACAAGUUUUUUGGGGUGGGGGCGAAAUAAAGCAGAAGAUGCUAUAACAUGC